Cokeromyces recurvatus is the source of this 462-nucleotide messenger RNA. RefSeq lists its product as uncharacterized. Gene Ontology annotation, cellular component: RNA polymerase I complex. NCBI's taxonomy places the organism in Eukaryota, Fungi, Mucoromycota, Mucoromycetes, Mucorales, Mucoraceae. The transcript has 4 exons. The coding region runs from base 43 to 426 and encodes 127 amino acids. Gene Ontology annotation, molecular function: nucleic acid binding; zinc ion binding; DNA-directed RNA polymerase activity. Gene Ontology annotation, biological process: DNA-templated transcription; termination of RNA polymerase I transcription. The record is from RefSeq and is a predicted model, not a curated record.
CUUUAUUAUUUUUUUUUUUUUUUAUUUUUAAAUAGAUAGAUAAUGUCAGUUGAAAGUUCGAAUAUUAUCGGUUCACUUACUUUUUGUCCAGAAUGUGGCAAUCUUUUAGACAUGGCUGGUGCAGAUGAUGAUAUUUUAUUAUGUAACCAAUGUAGCUGUGCCUUUAGAACUGCAGGCGUUGAGGCUACAGAAGUUGUCACCACUUCGUCCGAUCGUGCUUUUCAAUCACCUUUAAAAUCCAAACGUCAUUUAGUUCAACAAAGCAAACAAAAUAAGCAAGAAAGAGCGAUUAUUAAAGAAAAAUGUCCCAACUGUGGUAAUCCCGAAAUGGAAUAUCAUACUAUGCAAUUACGUUCUGCUGAUGAAGGUCAAACUGUCUUUUACAACUGUAAAAAAUGCGGUUAUAAAUACUCUGUUAACAAUUAGACUUUUCUUUUGAUUAUAUACCUUCUUUUUGUUGUA